Penicillium taxi is the source of this 2529-nucleotide messenger RNA. Its product is annotated as ZZ type zinc finger domain protein. The transcript is spliced from 4 exons. Bases 1 to 2529 code for a protein of 842 amino acids. The record is from RefSeq and is a predicted model, not a curated record. Lineage: Eukaryota; Fungi; Ascomycota; Eurotiomycetes; Eurotiales; Aspergillaceae. Gene Ontology annotation, molecular function: zinc ion binding.
AUGUCUACUCCGGCCCUCCCCUCACAUCCGGGCCCGGAGCACUUGGUUACAGUCAAGGUCCUCUUUAAUGAGAAUAAUCGCCGCUUCAAAUUUCCCUUGAGAGAUCUUCGUGCUCAGGUGCUACCACUGAAGCUUCGAACACUUCUUGGCGUUUCAGCGGAUGAAAACGUCAUCCUUGAACGUUAUUCCGACAGCGCCGGUGCCUACAUUCGGCUGGACAGCGACAACAUCCCUGUCUACAAGCAACUCUACCGAGCUGCCAAAGCUAAAUCUAAGCUCCGUAUCAAGGUUACCACAGUCGGUUCAUGGGCACCGCUACCUGCAGGUUCCCCCAUGCCGACUGAGCAAGUGAAUCAGAACCCCCCGAGACACAGCUAUCUCGAAACUGUUCUGAGCUCCCCCAUUCUGCCUUCUGCCCUUCAAGUAACACCCUCCUCCACAUCUGACUCAACCUCUCUCACCACAUCCGCUAUCCCGCCGGCCUUGCUAGACACUACCGUGCCUGAGCCUCGCAUGCGAAAUUUCAAGGCGGAAGAGGACAGUAGCCACUUCCCUAUCAUCUCUCACAGCUCAGCCAGUGGGAUUUAUUGCAUCGACUGCAAUAAUUGUCAUCGAUCCAUCGCUAAUCAGCACUAUCACUGCAGCAUCUGCGAGGAUGGUGACUAUGAUCUAUGCCCACAGUGUGUUGACGAUGGUGUUUCGUGCGGUGACGAGAAUCAUUGGUUGAUCAAGAGAGUUGUUGUGAAUGGUGAGGUAACCAACAGUACUACCGAGACUAUUGCUCCUCGCCUCUACAAAUCGUGUGCCAAGUCACAUGCAGACUUGAACGAACAGACGAAGCCUACCGUUCUUCCCGUUAAAGUUGAGGAAAUCUCCAAGAAAUCUGGCACACAGUCGGCAGAGCCUACUUUAGUAUCUUCGCAAAUCUCUCAAAUGAUCAGCCAUGUGUAUGAUGAGCUCGAUCUGAACGAGGAGAGAGCUUCGUGCAACGGAUGCUGCCAUGAGUACAAUGACCGCAACUUGGUGACUUGCAACGAGUGCGAAGACUUUGAUCUUUGUGUUCAAUGCAUCUUCAGAAACAAGCACGGUCAUCACCCAGCUCACACCUUCUACCCUGCGUCGGAGCGCAAUUCGAAUUUGAAAACCAUUAUCAAGACUCAUUGUCUUCCUGGUCGUAAGUUCGAGCACCCGGCUAUCUGCGAUGGCUGUGAAAAGAGCAUUGUCGGCACGCGUAACAAGUGUCUGGCCUGUCCCGACUGGGACUACUGCUCUAAGUGCAUCGAAAAUGCUUCUCAGACCCACCCUGGGCACCGAUUCGCUCCUAUCUAUGAAGCUCUUGCCGAGCAGCGUCAGGAAUUGGAUAUCCAUUAUGGUAUCUUCUGCGAUGGACCUCUGUGCAAGGACAAGCCAGCUCAGAGCUAUAUUAAUGGCAUUCGUUACAAGUGUGCUGUCUGCGCUGAUGUUGAUUUCUGUGCAAGCUGCGAAGCACUUCCAAUUGAUCAUCAUAACCGCACUCACCCCUUAGUCAAGUUCAAGACCCCCGUUCGUGCGGUCACAAUUAGCACUUUGUCUGAUGGUGCCUUCGGUAGCACGGCCGUCUUGGGUGAUACAUCAAAGGAUAUCUUAGCCAUCUUGGGUAAUAAUCCAAGUGAGGCCUCGGUCGGGGCCGUCAUCGGUAAUAAUUCAACCGAGACCUCGCUCUCCAAGAGUAUGACCUUUGGGAAGAAAUCCGUGGCCGAACCGGUCCUUGUGGAGGUAGAGGCAAACCAGCCGGAGAAGACCAUGGAAGUGGAGACUUCGGCUGAGCCCGAGGAGGACUACCGGGCCUUCUUCAUGCAUGACACUGUCGCUGAUGGAACCAAAGUGACUGCCAACGCCGUAUUCCAGCAGACAUGGACGCUUUACAACCCCGGUCCUUGCGCCUGGCCCGUGGGAAGUGAUGUCCGCUUCGUUGGCGGUGAUACCAUGUUCGACGUGGAUGCCGACCACCCAUCUAAUGUGGAUCUUAUCCGCCACGCGAUGGAAAGCAACAAGCUGGAAGCUCCCCUGGAAGCUGGGCAUACCGCUCAGUUCACUGUGUCCCUGCGGGCUCCUUCGCGCGAGGGUACUGCUAUCUCUUACUGGCGUCUGAAGCUUCCUACUGGCAUGCCUAUUGGUCACCGACUCUGGUGUGAUGUUCAGGUUACGUCGAACCUUUCUGAAGAGGCCCACACCCCUGACCCCGUGGAGGUGGCUGAUGAAUCUGUCAAGUCUGACGCUACUGUCCCAAGCAACGUUGACAUUACCGAGAGCGGGAUGAUCUUCCCCAAGUUGGAGAAGGAGUCCCCUGAGACCAGCACCUAUGAGACUGCGACCCCUGUCCAGGCCCCUACUGUGUCGAAUGCGUCGGAUGCCGAUAUUCUUGAGGAUGUCGAGAGCCUUACCUUGGAAGAUGAUAUUGAAACCGAUGCUGGCUUCCUAACCGAUGAGGAAUACGAUGUCCUGGAUGCCAGCGACCAGGAGUACUUGGAGGCCAAGUCUAUCCACUGA